Molecule: messenger RNA, 629 nt
Organism: Clupea harengus (Atlantic herring)
Lineage: Eukaryota; Metazoa; Chordata; Actinopteri; Clupeiformes; Clupeidae
Product: syncollin-like
Exons: 1
Coding region: 153-551 (132 amino acids)
Source: RefSeq, a predicted model, not a curated record
UUUGUAUGUGUGUGUGUAUUGUAUGCGUGUGUGUGAUAGUCAUCUGUGUGUGUGAGUCUGCUUUUUCUGGUAUGGGGACAGGUGUUUAAAAGCAGGGCCACUCAGAGAGACUCUCAGAGACUUCAGGCAGAGGAAGGAAAAAGACAAACGAGAUGAAGACUCUCAUCGCUGUGCUCCUGUGCACUGCUCUGUGCUGGGACGGGCUUAAUGCUCAGUGCCCUGACCCCGCCACCCUGACGAACGUCAACGGUGCCAAGGUCUGCGCCCGCAUGUUCGAGGACAGCCACUACCUCUACGCGCAUAGCUGCGGAGGUGACAGCCUCGAUUCCUUCCCCGGUGACGAUAAACCCGUUAUCACCAGGCGUUGGAACAACCGCGUGUCAUCGAUCGUCGUGGCCCAGGGCUGCUACCUCACCGUCUGGGACCGCAUCAAGAAGGAGGGCAAUAAGCGCAAGUUCAGAGCCGGCAUCCAGUACCGCCUGAAGGACUUGUCGAAUGGGCUGGCCGGCAACUGGGACAACAUUAUCUCUGGAUACACGUGUGGCUGCUAGAAGCAGAGAGGGGCUAGGCGCGAUUUACUAUCACUGGAGAGAGAUUGAUUGGAUGGUGUGAGAGAAGAAGAAACGAGA